AUGCCUUUCUACCAAAUGCUAUGCAUUGCAAGUCACUACAGUGACUACAAACAUAUCAAAAACUUGGUGACUACGUCCGCACGACACGUCAUGGAUGCUGGGGGCGUCGUGCGCAACCUAGGGUACCAAGGUCACCGCACGCUUCCGCAGAGAAUGAAGCGGAAUAAGCAGAUAUACUCGGCCGGAGACUACUGGACAAUGGACUUUGAUGCCUCCCCAAACACUCAGCAAGCGCUGGCCUCACUCAUGCGGCACGACCCGCGUGUCAUCCGAUACUCGAUACUCAAGCUGGGUGAGAGAGCGGAGGAGGUGGCCACUACCCCGGAGAAGACGACGUUCCGG
Molecule: messenger RNA, 342 nt
Organism: Coniophora puteana RWD-64-598 SS2
Lineage: Eukaryota; Fungi; Basidiomycota; Agaricomycetes; Boletales; Coniophoraceae
Exons: 3
Biological process (GO): translation
Cellular component (GO): ribosome; mitochondrial small ribosomal subunit
Molecular function (GO): small ribosomal subunit rRNA binding; structural constituent of ribosome
Source: RefSeq, a predicted model, not a curated record